GAGGACUUUGAUCCGUGUGCGGGUAGAAUGGAAGCCUCAUGAAGGCAGGGAAAGCUUCCUUCUGAACUUUGACUUCCCGGUGCCUCGCAGACUGAAGCUGUUGGAUCUGGCUAAGCUUCCCAUCCCAUCCCAUGGAGCUGGAGGGGCAGUGGUGGAAAGGACAGCUGGCUGCUGAUAUUCAUCAGGCACUAAGAUACAAGGAGCUGAAAUUACCCACCUAUAAAGGCCAGUCUCCCCAACUAAAUCUCAGACGGUAUUUUGCAGACCUAAUUGCUAUUGUAAGCAAUCGAUUCACUCUUUGCCCUGCAGCACGACAUCUUGCUGUCUAUUUGCUCGACCUCUUUAUGGAUCGAUAUGACAUUUCCAUCCAGCAGCUGCAUUUAGUUGCACUUUCCUGUUUGCUUCUAGCAAGUAAAUUUGAAGAAAAGGAAGAUAGUGUGCCUAAACUAGAGCAACUGAACAGCCUUGGCUGUAUGACUAACAUGAAUCUAGUAUUAACAAAACAAAAUUUACUACAUAUGGAGCUAUUGUUGUUAGAAACGUUUCAGUGGAACCUCUGCCUUCCAACAGCUGCCCACUUUAUUGAGUAUUAUCUAUCUGAAGCAGUCCAUGAAGCGGAUCUGCAUGAUGGCUGGCCAAUGGUUUGUCUGGAAAAAACCAAGUUAUAUAUGGCAAAGUAUGCUGAUUAUUUUUUGGAAGUGUCAUUGCAAGAUUAUGCCUUUCUAAAUUAUGCACCUUCUCUAGUAGCUGCUGCUUGUGUAGCUUCAUCAAGAAUUAUUCUUCGUCUUUCCCCAACGUGGCCUGCUAGAUUAUAUCGCCUGACGGCCUACUCUUGGGAUUUCCUGGUGCAGUGCAUUGAACGAUUAUUGAUUGCCCAUGAUAAUGAUGUAAAAGAAGCAAACAAACAGAAAGGACAGUCUGGCCCUCAGCAAGGUCAGCUGAGUGUGUUUCAUCCUACAUCCCAAACUACAAGACCAGUCCACAUUCAACAACCUCAGUAUCUCCAUCAAGCACAUCAGAACACACUGCAAUAUCGUCAUACAGUGUCAGAGCAACAGAACUGUCCACAGAUAGUAUCUACCAGCACUCACACCUCAACCUACACAUUACAGACUUGUCCUACUGGCUUACAAACCAGUGUUCAGGGCCUUGGGCACAUGCAGACUGGUGUUGGUAUGUCCUUGGCAAUACCAGUAGAGGUUAAGCCAUGUCUUAGUGUUUCUUAUAACAGAAGUUAUCAAAUAAAUGAACAUUAUCCUUGCGUCACUCCAUGCUUUGAGAGGUGAUGAUUUGUCAAAGUAAGCAUUGAUCCAUACUUGUUCUCAUAUAACUUCCAAGAAUUUAGAAUAAAAAGAAAGAGCUCUAUUCAGAAAGAAAUCAGAGCUGAAUGCUAAUAAGACUUCAAACACUGAACCCACUAAAAUUGAAACUAUCCCUUUCAUUGCAUCAUGUACACAUGGGAAAAGUGAAUUUAUAAUUAUGUAUGUGUCAAAUCUGUUGCAUAUUAUUUCCACAAGAAUCUCUUACAGCAAAAAAUUUCCAAACCCCAAGUGAAGGUCCAAUUAUUUCAAGCAUUUUUCAUUACCAAAAAAGAAAGAAAAAUAAUUUGGACAUUUACUAGUUCAUUAUAAUGGGGUGUUUUAUGAUAAAUGUUAUGCUGAUAUUUAUCUCAAGGAAAACCUCUUUUUUCUGGAUUUGCCAAACAUUUUUUGUAUGAAGGAAAUUUGCAGUAUUACUUUUUGAAGAGGUCAUUUUUGUAUAUUCUGAUGUUUUUGAAUAAUAUACUUGAUUUAUAGAUUAACUUUGACUACAUUCAAAUUCAUUGAGUACUGUGCUGCAGAAUCAGUUUGUGCUAUACAAUAAUACUAAAUUUAUUAGUAGAAAUUAUCCUAUAUAACUUCCUCUUACAAAUAGUAUGUGUAUUUGGAUAUAUCGCUUGAGAUUAAGGGCAAAAUUUGUUUCAGCUUACAAGAUCAUUGUUUUUAAUAUAAAUAUAUAUUUGCCUAAGGUUGAGAUGAAAACACAUACAAGCUCAGGGAAUUUGCACUACUUGGAAAUGCUUAAAUGGAAUGCAGCAUGCUUUUGAGACAUUGAGUAUUGACAACCAGAGGAAUUUAUAAAUGCUUAUAAACUGUAAUUAGGCCAAAAUACUUCCAUGUGUUUUCACAUGAGAUUAUAGGAUCUUAGCACAGGAUGGGUAAAGUGGUUGUACCUGUGGUUCAUUUUUAUAUAUCUAUGUAUAGGUUUUGUAUUAUUGCAAUCCGUGGUUUAUCCCCAGUUUGAUAGUUCAAUUUCCUUUUGUUUUUUUUUUUUUAAAGGGUAGGAGAACAGUUAUAAAAUGCAGAGCCUAAAAAUGUAUUUUUAAGGAAAGGUUCUCAGGUUGUGCCAGAAUGGCAUUUUCCGUUUCACAAGAGACGGAGAUUUAUAACUAACUUUUGGAUCCAAUUAAUAAAUGUUACUUAAGGGUGCUUAUACAAAAUUGCUUUAAUUGCAGCUGGUUUGUAAAGUACCAAGACUAGCUUAUUCUCUGAAAUUCCACUGCCUUGUUAGUCAAUGGAUGAAUCAUUAAUCAUGACCAUGAGCAAUUUGGAGAAUAAGGAGUAUUGGGGAGGGGGGAGUAGUAAGUUAAAGGGGGGAAAAUAAACAUAUUACAAUAACUAUGCGGUUAGCUAUAUAUUAUGUUCUUUGUGGGAGGAGAGGGAGGUAUGGUGAAGGGAGUCUUCCUGGUUUAAAAAUAAGUAAGUUCUUUAAAGAUUUUUUUUUAAGUAGCACUUCAUUAGAAAGGAAUUCACAUGGCUGAUAUUUGACUGCCAUCUUAUAUGCUAAAGUCGAAUGUCAAUAUUAUUGCUAAGAUAUGGGUAUGCAGCAGGAAUCAAAGUAGUUGUGGUAUUACUCUUAAUAAAGAAGGGACUCGACAUAGGAAGGGAAACUCUCCCAGGAAAACCUUCAAUACUUGAUGCUGGUGGUAGUUCUAUAUGUGUGAAUUAUAGUGUUUAUGAGGCCAUUUCCUUUUUUUCCUAAAAGAAUAAAUUGUGCUUACCAUGCUUUAGUCAUCUCAUAGUACUUCAGUUUGAUAGAAACCGACACUCGGGUGAGACUUUUAAAAACUCAGUGUGGAAGUCUUGCUUUCGUAAAGUGCCAUUUUAAAAAUUAUUUUUCCCUCCAAGACAUUGCGUAUUUGUAUUUGCUUAUUUGUAAGUUUUUCUUGCCUUGAGAAAACUUUAAUUACUUGGGGGAAAUUGACAAAAGGGAAACUUUCUGUCAUAUUCACUUUUCACAGUACUGCAACCUUGAGUCAAGUUUUCAGUAUUUUAACUACCUCGAUAUGUAAUGAAUGUAAAAUAUUGGGAAUGAGAUCCCAACUUGAAACAACAGCUGGUGCCUAUGAUAACUUAAUGUCUCCUCAAAUGCUUUUAUUGGUUUAAAUGUCAUUCUUGUUGCAGAAGAGUACUUUUAAAAAAAAAUUAAUAAUUUCUAGUCUUUGUUCAAACAGCCAAUUAAUAAUGGUUUGAUUUUAGGAAGGUAUUAAAAAAUUGGUUAUUAUUGCUGCAUACCCCUUUUUAUUUGGUUAUUUUAAAACUUCAGGUUUCAGUUUAAAAGCAACUCAUUAUUGCUGUUUAUGGUUUUGUUAUUUUGUUUUGUUUAACUUAUUGCUUAGUCUGAAUUUCUACAAGUACAAGACCAUCAAAAACACGUACUGUGAACAGAUUAAUUUUAUAUAUGAGGGCUUUACCAAAGUCCAGUGAAUACACUACUAAAGGUCAGACUACAAACCAAAAUGUAUGUGUUAUAGCAUUAAUUCCAAAUAGUGCUUAUAAUGCAAAAGUCCACAACAAUGGAAUCUAGAUGAGUGCUAUGCACUUGAAAUUUUAAAAUAAAACUAGUUUUGAGUACUAUGGCUUUGGUAUUUGUUUAAAUAUGAGCUCUUGUGUAUUUGUGAUUUCAUUUAACCAUAUUCAACUAUAAGUCGGACUUGUUUACUUAGUUAUAUUCACAAAUAAAAAAAAAAUCAUCCCAGAA
Antechinus flavipes (yellow-footed antechinus) is the source of this 4020-nucleotide messenger RNA. It is a transcript of the gene CCNJ, whose product is annotated as cyclin J. The transcript is spliced from 6 exons. Gene Ontology annotation, cellular component: nucleus; cytoplasm; cyclin-dependent protein kinase holoenzyme complex. The record is from RefSeq and is a predicted model, not a curated record. NCBI's taxonomy places the organism in Eukaryota, Metazoa, Chordata, Mammalia, Dasyuromorphia, Dasyuridae. Bases 132 to 1286 code for a protein of 384 amino acids. Gene Ontology annotation, biological process: mitotic cell cycle phase transition; regulation of cyclin-dependent protein serine/threonine kinase activity. Gene Ontology annotation, molecular function: cyclin-dependent protein serine/threonine kinase regulator activity.